CUCGCGUCUGCGCAGAGCGCAGCAACACCGCGCGCGGGAAGCCGAGGCCGGUAUCUACCCGUUCCCGGCCUCUGGGACCCCGCGCCUCGGGCGGAGCCUGGGAGAGGAAGAGGAGGGCGGAGGAGUGGCUCUUCCCGCGCCCCCGCCAGAGCGAGGGGCGGGCGGCCGCGGAGUUGCGCGGGUCCACCCGCUACCUUCGGGGGCCUGCCCCGCCGUGGAGCGGCGGCCGGGACGGGACCGGGGAUCCGAGUCCCCGCGGCCGCGCUGGCCCGGGCGGCGCGGCGCAGCCCUUGCUUCCCUGCAGUCAAAGGAGACACUGCCAGAGGCCUCUGUUCAUAGAACCAGAGAUGGCAUCAGUGGACUUCAAGACCUACGUGGAUCAGGCUUGCAGAGCUGCGGAGGAGUUUGUCAAUGUCUACUAUACCACCAUGGAUAAGCGGCGGCGGCUGCUGUCCCGCCUGUACAUGGGCACAGCCACCCUCGUGUGGAAUGGAAAUGCUGUUUCCGGACAAGAGUCCUUGAGUGAGUUUUUUGAGAUGUUGCCUUCCAGUGAAUUCCAGAUCAAUGUGGUAGACUGUCAGCCUGUUCAUGAUGAAGCCACGCCAAGCCAGACCACAGUCCUUGUGGUGAUCUGUGGAACAGUGAAGUUUGAAGGCAACAAACAACGGGACUUCAACCAGAACUUCAUCCUGACCGCCCAGGCCUCACCCAGUAACACCGUAUGGAAGAUAGCAAGUGACUGCUUCCGGUUCCAGGACUGGGCCAGCUAGUAGGGGUGAGAAAGGCCUCCUGGCUUCAGCCGCAGCUCUGCAGAGACAUGCCAGUAUCAAAUCUCAGGUUGUGGGGAGCACAGGUUCAUUUCUGUCAUCACAGCGACAUGGCAGACUGUGCUGUGCUGAAGCUGAACUUUUGUGUGUGUUUGAGUCCUAGGAGCCCUUUGCUGGUUAUAUACUGAUUUGUCAUAGUUGCCUUUUAAAAGUAGUAAACUUUUCUAUUUUUCUACUUACCCAGUAGAGACCCUAAUUCUGGAAAUUCUGAGAAAUAAAUAAUAUAAAUGUUACUUCU
This is a messenger RNA of Nannospalax galili (Upper Galilee mountains blind mole rat), 1065 nucleotides long. RefSeq names its product nuclear transport factor 2 like export factor 1 (gene Nxt1). NCBI's taxonomy places the organism in Eukaryota, Metazoa, Chordata, Mammalia, Rodentia, Spalacidae. The coding region runs from base 348 to 770 and encodes 140 amino acids. Gene Ontology annotation, biological process: protein import into nucleus. The transcript is spliced from 2 exons. The record is from RefSeq and is a predicted model, not a curated record. Gene Ontology annotation, cellular component: nuclear pore central transport channel.